AAUGUUCAGUGGCUGUAAUAACUGUACUCAGACCUGACUUUAACGUAUGCAGACAGUGACUUUGAAACCUGACCAGAGAAAUGUUCAGAAAAAACGCUGUUCCUUUAAAAUGACGCUAAAGGCCGGGGCCGUCACUUAGCUCCCCCUAGUAACCCUCUUCGGCGUCUCGGAAGAUAGCUACCUGGAGAAAGAUGGGUUUGUUGUCAAUUCUUAGAAAACUAAAGAGUGUCCCGGACCAUGAGGUACGCAUUCUGCUCCUGGGCUUAGACAAUGGUGGAAAGACAACACUUCUCAAACAGCUGGCCUCUGAGGAUAUUAGUCACAUCACCCCAACACAGGGCUUUAACAUUAAGAGCGUGCAGUCUCAGGGCUUCAAACUAAAUGUCUGGGACAUUGGAGGCCAGAGGAAGAUAAGGCCGUACUGGAGAAACUACUUUGAAAAUACAAACGUGCUCAUUUAUGUCAUAGACAGUGCAGACAGGAAGCGAUUUGAGGAAACGGGGCAGGAGUUGGCCGAGCUGCUGGAUGAGGAGAAACUUAGUGGCGUACCUGUUUUGAUCUUUGCAAAUAAGCAAGACCUGCUGACUGCUGCUCCGGCCUCUGAGAUCGCAGAGGGACUGAACCUGCACACCAUUCGGGACCGCAUGUGGCAAAUUCAGUCCUGCUCUGCACUUACAGAAGAGGGAGUUCAGGAUGGAAUGAACUGGGUCUGCAAGAACGUUACUGCAAAGAAGAAGCAGUGAGUCUAGUGUAUUUUUCUACAGCCGUUCAGGGAAUGUUAAAAGCAAGCUUUGUGGACUGUGUGGAUUCCCUACCAGCUCGUUCAGGUUAAAGGGAUCUGAGGAGGUUCAGAGAGCCUUUUCUUUUUUCUCCUCUGAACCACCUCAGCCACUGCCUCAAUUCCUCCGUCAUCGGUCUGACUCACAGUCACUCCAUAAACACUGUGCAAUAGCAUGAUACUCCAAAUGAAUUUGAUUUAUAAUGUCCAAU
Molecule: messenger RNA, 990 nt
Organism: Sinocyclocheilus grahami
Lineage: Eukaryota; Metazoa; Chordata; Actinopteri; Cypriniformes; Cyprinidae
Product: ADP-ribosylation factor-like protein 3
Exons: 6
Coding region: 192-743 (183 amino acids)
Molecular function (GO): GTP binding; GTPase activity
Source: RefSeq, a predicted model, not a curated record